CCUUAUCCCAGCCUCUGGCGUCCACAGGCUUUCGCUCUUUUCUUCCCCUUCUUCAGCUCGCACGUCGCAGCACUUGUUGCUCUCAUCCUCCCAUUUUUCAUUUCGCUUCAAUCCAACUCCAACUCUCCACUGCCCUCCAGCCGCCGCCAAGCGUUCUGCCGAUUACAGGGUUCAGAGUUAUCCUCCUGCAAAACCCACUUCAGAGGAUAUGGAGAAGGGGAUUCCUUUCUCAAUUGAAGCAGGCACGCCAAGUUCUCGACUUAGAAACAAGAAUUUAGAGGGUCUGAUAGCUGCGGUUCUUAUGUUUGUUCAAACAUCUUCACCUCUGCCUUACUUCGGCUGGGAGCCGUUUCCCAUUUCACCAGCAAAUGCGGUGCUGUAUUUGCCGGACACUAAGGUUCGAAGAACUGGAGAACUUGCUUUAAGGAAGGCGAUUCCAGCCAAUGCAAACAUGAAGGCCAUACAGGAUUCACUGGAGGAUAUCUCAUACUUGUUAAGGACACCACAGAGGAAGCCAUACGGAACCAUGGAAGGCAAUGUGAAAAAAAAGCCCUUAAGAUUGCAACCGAGGAAAAGAACUCCAUUUUGGCAAGUGUACCUGCAGAGUUUGGGAACAAGGGUUCCUCAUUAUAUGCAUCUCUAAUUGAUGGAAAGGGUGGUUUGCAAGCUCUGAUUAAAAACAUUAAGGACCGGGACCAAGACAAAGUUUCCGUGAGCCUUGGCAUCUUCACUUGAUACCAUCUCUGAGCUUGAGUUGCUACAGGUAUCCGUAUGUAAGACUUCCUCUCAUGUUUCUUACGAUUCAAAAUUUGUAUCCAAUAACUGUAACCUCCCUUUUUUAGCACUGUUCCUUCCUUAUCAAUCCAAUAAAGGCAGAAAUGGUUGGUCCAUAUUAUGCAUUACUUUGUGGAUGGAUGACUCAUAAAGAUAGCAAAUUCACCAAUUUCCACCAAUUUAUUCCUUUCAGGGAUCAAGAGCGUUGUAUAAAUGGUAAUUGAAUAGAUUCCUUUUGGUUGUAACAGGUUCCAGGACUUUCUUUCUUGUUGCCAGAGCAAUACACGAACUAUCCAAGGUCAGCCCUUUCAUUUGUCAUCCCUGUGUGAUAUGUUGUAUUGCAACUUUAUUGGUACAGGCACAAAAAUAGUGACAGCCAAACUUUGGAUUAGUUUUAUCUCCUGACUAGAAUCUGUGGACCUGCAGGCUAAAUGGCAGAGGAACUGUUUGAAUUUACCAUUGAGAAAGGAGAUGGUUUAGCAUUUUCCCCUGAAGUGGGUGGUGAAUUAAGAAAGACAGUCAAAAUUCAGGUCUGAUAAGCAAUCUGCAAUAAUGAGAAAGCAAAGUUACUGUCAUUGAUAUGUGCUCCUACUUUGAAUCUCCUACAUGCUUGAACUAUUUUAUUCCUGCUGCUGGAUGUGUGGAUAUGACAUUUGCUUGCAACUAGUUAGUUCUUAUUCUGGGUGUGUGCCUUCCAUUCUUUCAUCUAAUUUUUUUUCUUCUGGAUACCUUGUUGCUCUCUUAUCUCUUCGUACUAUCAGUAACUGUAUGUGGAUAUUCAGCAGUCAGCACCACUGACAGCAGGGAAUUUCGCAAAACUGGUAAGGUAGCUGAACCUCACUUGACCUUCAUGCAAUAUCCAUUUCUAAUGGUAAUUCCAUUUCUUUUACUGGUUCAAUUGGUUGAGUUUUGAAUCAACAACCGAGCCAGUCCUAAUUUCCUCAUUAUGUACCUUUUUUUUACCUUUCAUGAACGAUAUGCAAACAUUGAUCGUCUUAGGUAGUGCAUGGGGCAUACGACGGAGCAAAGCUCGACACCAUUAACCAAGCUAUCAUAACCGAUACUGGACUGGACAAGAACUCCAGUUACAGCAUACCCUUAGAAAUAAUGCCCUCAGGACAAUUUGAGCCACUGUGCCGAACAAAAUCAAGUGUCCAGCACGGGGAGUUGCCAGUUCUUCCGAUGUCAGUCUACGGAGCAGUUGCAAUGGCACAUAGUGAAUGUGUCUGAAGCAUACUCAGCUCCAUAUCAGUUAUUCUUCUACCUCUACGACAAGAGAAAUUCUGGCUUAGGAGGAUUAUCUUUCUGAACGAAGGGCAGUUCUCGGUUUUCGGAUAUGCCACUAGCGGAAGGGAUUCAAUCAGCAAAGAUUGUGGAUGGUCAGGAUCGCCUUAUACUACCAACCCAGAGCUGAGACCUGAAAACACGACCAGCUUGAUUCUCUUCUCUUCUCUUUCCAAACAGGGUACGAUGAAGAUCUCUGAUCAUAUCUCCCAAUGACCCACUUGCUCAAUUCAUUGGUAAUUUGAUAGACACACAACAAUGUCGAUCAUUUUUUUUCUUCUUUGGUCUUGUAACAAAUGUCUAACACCAGUAGUCACCAGGUCUAUCUAUCCUCUCUAAAUUUGUUGAUUGUUCCACCUCUGGGUGGGAAAUGAGAAAUAUUUGUGGAUUUGUCGAUACUUCCACCUCUGAAGAUGGGUUUGAGUUUGACAUCCGGCCAUCGGUUUGCUUCUGGCCGACACGUCACUGCUCCAAUUUGUACGAUGAUUUUUAUCCUGCUGUGAUCGGAACAGAGACCUCUCUGAAGGAUACGUCUUCUUCACUGUCUGGUAGUGGCCCUGAGGUGUCGGCUUUUGGGCAGACGUCGAGAAGGAAGGUGAUCGGACAUUUCGCUUUUGCUUGCCGAGAAUUCGGCCGGGAAAAGGGAGGAAACCGGCAACUUUUGAGUUUGCCGACGGCGACAAUCCAAGAAAACUCUUUCUUUCCUUUUUUUUCUGAAAACUAAUUUGUGAAAUUAAGGGACUUCUGCAGACGUGUUUAAUUUUCAUUGGCUGUGAGGCAGAGGUCAAGCGGGCACACAGUGGGCUAUAUCGCAGGGAAUCAGAGCCCUCUCGUAUAAAACAAAGUCCUCGUUUGCAAACUCGAAACUUGGAGGAGAUUAACUGAGCAAACGAUUCAGUUUGGAUUGACAAAACUCGGUCGCCUCGACUCAGUUCCUCCCAGCCUCCAAUGGCUUCCCUCCACGCAAUUUCUCCUCACAGCUUCCUCCCUCUCUCCAAUCACAGAAUUGCUCCUACUGCUCAAGUCCUGAGCGGGCCAAUUAGGCUCCUUCCGAAUCGGAUUUUCUCGAGAAGCAAGCAGGUAGCUGACAGGUUGGUGGCGAACUCGCUUGUGCAGGACGAAUUCGAUGUCGUCCCGGUGCAGAGCGGGGAUAGCACGGACCGGCAAGAAGGUAUGGCGGUGGUGGGGAGCCAAGUGGAGAGAGAAGGAAACGAGUUGGUGGUGGUGACUCAGGUGAGCGGGUUCGGAGCGAGUGAAGGUCAGUUGUCGUUGGAAGGCUUCACUUCUGUUUCUGGCUCCGUUGUUGGAGGAGGUGGUAGUGGUGGUUGUGGUGAUGGGGAAGGUGAUCAGAGGGAGAAGGAGCUGGAAAUGGAGCGCCUGAUUGAUCGGACGAUUAACGCCAUGAUUGUUCUUGCCGCCAGCAGCUAUGCUAUUACUAAAUUGGUCACAAUUGAUCGUGAUUACUGGCAUGGAUGGACCCUUUAUGAGAUACUAAGAUAUGCACCUCAGCACAACUGGUCUGCCUAUGAGGAGGCUCUGAAGACAAACCCAGUUUUGGCAAAAAUGGUUAUCAGUGGAGUGGUGUAUUCUUUGGGAGAUUGGAUUGCACAAUGUUUUGAAGGUAAACCACUAUUUGAGUUUGAUCGCACGCGCAUGUUCAGAUCAGGCAUUGUUGGUUUCACGUUGCACGGCUCUCUUUCACAUUAUUAUUACCAAUUCUGUGAGGAGCUAUUUCCAUUUCACGACUGGUGGGCGGUUCCUAUCAAAGUAGCCUUUGAUCAAACGGCCUGGUCUGCAGUUUGGAAUAGCAUCUAUUUCACUGUAUUGGGAUUCUUGAGGCUGGAAUCUCCUCUCGCCAUUUUGGAUGAAUUGAGGGCUACAUUUUUCCCCAUGCUUACAGCAGGUUGGAAGCUGUGGCCAUUUGCUCAUCUUAUUACCUAUGGUGUCGUCCCGGUAGAGCAAAGGCUUCUGUGGGUGGAUUGUGUGGAGCUCAUUUGGGUGACAAUCCUCUCCACGUAUUCAAAUGAAAAAUCAGAAGCUAGAAUAGCAGAAGUACCAGUUGAAGCCAGUUCCAGUUCCGAUUCUAGUUCUGCACCAGUCACCCCACACGGUCAUGAGGAAUAGAGGACCUGGAGACUGUCAAAGUAAGAGGUAAAGGAAGAACAAGCUAAUCAGGGUUCCUAGUGUCCAAUUCGAGACUGCUAGAUGAGAGAUUUACUAGGCAGGUUAGGAGCUACUUCUAAAUCUGGUGCCUUCGAAAUUCGGAAGGAUGGGGCCAUCUCGGUUCAGAGAUUACACUGCACAACGGCAUGCAUCCCAGCUUGCCAAUACACGUACCCGCAAACACUGCAUAUAUCUGUAUAUAUGUUUAAUAUAUCGCGCGCGUUAAAACACUCCCUCCGUUUCGUGGCCUAGUCAAGCUCCCUAGAAACCCAGAUCAGAGGAGUUGAUGGUACAUAGCAAGCAAGAUCCUCUUUGAGACAUUUGCACAGGUUACCAAUUGUACUAUUGCGUGUCACACAAGUAAAAUGGAGAAACCCUUCGCUGUUAGUGUAAUGUACAAGCAUAUAUUAUCUGACAAGGUAUUCCCAAACUGUUUCCCAUUAAUUAUCAGAUAAGAAGAAUCUAAAAAGAACUUUGACAUUGUAAAGACAGUAACUUUGAUUGAUUACCUAUCGAAUGUAUCACCACAAGCCUCAAAAACCGUACUUAGCAAACUUAAACGCAUGCUUCAAAACAUUCCCCCAAGCAAGUGGGAUCCUCGCAUAGAACCACAACAACACCUUUGAUGCAGUCCAGAACAAAGCCUCGCACUGCCACGAUCACGUUCAUGAGCAACACCACCAUGUGGAGAACGAGACACGAACUAGUCGCAGUCCUAAACCAAGAAGAUGGCUUUCUCGGGUAUCGAUUCAGAUCGAUACCCUUUCCUUUGUCGAGCAAUGCUAGGCUCCUUACGUACUUGCCAGAGAAGUAGGGCGCUAUGCUUAACAAACCCAUAUCCCCAACUAUGCUCUGUUCCAUCGUUGAACACACGCUCACAAUAGCAGAAACUCUGCUUCUGAAGUUCGGGAACUGAGUGGCCGCCGAAGGCCUUGUCCCACGACUCUGCUUCUCCAUACUUCCUCAUCACCCAUAACUCGGAAUUUGCACAAACAGUAGAAAAGACAGUAGCUUUGGUUGAUUACCUAUCUAAUAAUGGACCACAACAGGCCUCGAAAAUAGCUGUCAAUAAAACUUCGACGCAUGCUUGUAAACAUGCCCCAACACAUCCCUCAAAGCAAGCGGGAUCCGAACAUAGAACCACACAAACAAUUUCGAUGAUCGCCAGAAAGAAGCCUCCCAACGCCUUGAUCGCAUUCAUCGGCAACAUCAGUAAUGCACGUAGAUGAUCGAGACACCAACUAGCUGCAGAGCUAAUCCACGAUGGCCUUCUGGGGUAUCGAUUCAGGUCGAUACCCUUUCCUUUGUCCAGCAAUGCCAAGCUCUUUACGUAAGGCUCAAUAAAGGAGGGCAUUGUUCUUACCCCACUCAGAUCUCUAACCAUUCUAUGGCUUCUGCCCUUUAGUUCCAACAAUGUAAACACGCUCGUCGUGCCCACUGCAACGAAAGCUUCGUCUUUCCUCCUGAAAGACAGCAACGAGGCCGGGCCACCGCCCGGGAAAGGGACGCCAUCGUACACCUUGUCCCAUGAUCCAGCUUCUCCAUACUUGCCCAUCACCCAUAUUUCAAAAUUCGUAACCAUUCUGCGAAAAACUUGUUCCACUGAAAGCACUUUCCACUCACUCCUGACAACCGCUAUCGUGGACGAGUCACCAAAAGCCUUCACACACAGUUCAGAAGCUCGGACUUUCGUCAAACACUUGGGGAGCAUGAUCUCACCGAACGUUUCAGUUCUCAAAUCAAACACCAAUACCAAAUUCCUCGACUUCCCAUCUGUUUGGACGAUCCCAUGAAGCCUCCCGCUCGCAAAAGCAAGAUUGUUCUCCUGAUAAGGUAUCAGCUCGUAAUUGAGGGUACCAGAACGUAUGCUCUUCCACGACCCUGUUCUAAGCGAAUAGAGAUCGGAGACGAGGGGGGUAAUCUUGCCUCCGGAGGACGACGCAGCCGCAACCGUCAAAACCUUGAAAUCGUCGGCGCCAGAACCGAUUCCGAACCCGGUCAUUGUCUUGAUUUGACUGGAGAGAUCGGGCUCCUGUUUUCGAGGUGGCGGGAGAGUCAAGAAUUUGCUAAUAUUAGGGUUCCAGAGGAUGAGGCUACUUCGAUUGCGAAGGCACACCAAUCCGUUGACGACGCCGAGCGUAGAAAACGCUGCCACGGGAGGGACGAGGGCGUCUGAGAGGAGAGCAAAAUUACCGUCGUCGUCGAAGCGCAAGGAGAACUUAUUUCCGCCUUCGGAAUAGCAGAGCAGAAGCGGUCGGCGACGGCCGUCGCCGGCAGUCGAAGGUCGCAGGGUUUUGGCGAGUUGACUGGAAACGAAAGAGGGACUUGUGAUGAAACGGCGCCAUGACUUGCAGACCAAGAGGCACUGCAACAAAGAGCUGG
Messenger RNA from Linum tenue, 6603 nucleotides. NCBI's taxonomy places the organism in Eukaryota, Viridiplantae, Streptophyta, Magnoliopsida, Malpighiales, Linaceae. The record is from the annotation of a GenBank genome assembly.